Molecule: messenger RNA, 503 nt
Organism: Aspergillus steynii IBT 23096
Lineage: Eukaryota; Fungi; Ascomycota; Eurotiomycetes; Eurotiales; Aspergillaceae
Exons: 1
Coding region: 170-424 (84 amino acids)
Source: RefSeq, a predicted model, not a curated record
AUCCGCUAUACCCCCUCCAUCUACCAUCUCCCCCUUUACCCUUUGAUAUCAGGAGUCAGCGGUGUCGUUGGUGUUUGCUUCAUUUUAUUCUUGAUGUGGACUUUUGAUUUUGUCUUUUUGGAAGUUCUUGUUGGGUUUGUUUUUUUCAUUGUUUUAUGAUGUGUUGAUUAUGAUUUAUGUCAUUUGGUUCGUGAUCUGUUCUGAAAAACAAAGAAAAUCUUGCUGUUAUGGCCUUGUUUAUGGACGGAGGGUGUUGAUUGUGAUAGUGGUUGGUGUGUUCGCAUUGUCGUGGUCGGUUCUCUGCUCUGCUCUGCUCCUUUGCUGUGACUUUCUCAUCCUCUCACUGCUUACUAUACCCAUCGAGCUUAGAACAAUGAAUGUGUGGUGUGUGUAUUCUAUUAAGGAAUUUGGAGUAUGGAAGUAACAUGUAGUUUCGAUUAUAUUCUCUGCUUUUGAUAUGGUCUUAGGAUGCUAUUGCAUGUAAGUCGUCCUUUCUAUACUGC